Tachyglossus aculeatus (Australian echidna) is the source of this 1340-nucleotide messenger RNA. RefSeq names its product chloride intracellular channel 6 (gene CLIC6). NCBI's taxonomy places the organism in Eukaryota, Metazoa, Chordata, Mammalia, Monotremata, Tachyglossidae. Gene Ontology annotation, cellular component: plasma membrane. The transcript has 6 exons. Bases 176 to 808 code for a protein of 210 amino acids. The record is from RefSeq and is a predicted model, not a curated record. Gene Ontology annotation, molecular function: D4 dopamine receptor binding; D2 dopamine receptor binding; D3 dopamine receptor binding.
GGAGCCAGAGGAGGUCAAGGGUCAGGAGGACAAGGGGGAGGAGGAAGACCAGGAGGCGCAGGAGGAUGAAAGCGGCCUCCCCGCCACCAGAGAGGAGCACGACAUCUCGCUUUUCGUCAAGGCCGGCUGUGACGGCGAGAGCAUCGGCAACUGCCCCUUUUCUCAGCGCCUCUUUAUGAUCCUGUGGCUUAAGGGAGUCAUAUUUAACGUGACCACGGUGGACCUGAAAAGGAAACCCGCCGACUUGCAGAAUCUGGCUCCGGGCACCAACCCGCCCUUCAUGACGUUCGACGGAGAGGUGAAGACGGACGUGAAUAAGAUCGAGGAGUUCCUCGAAGAAACGUUAGCCCCUCCAAGGUACCCCAAGCUCAGGGCCCGGCACACGGAGUCCAAUUCGGCCGGCGACGACGUGUUUGCCAAGUUCUCCGCGUUCAUAAAGAACACCAGGAAGGACGCCGAUGAGGGCCUGGAGAGAAGCUUGCUCAAAGCCCUGUGCAAGCUGGACGCCUACCUGAACGCCCCUCUGCCCGCGGAAAUCGACGCCUACAGCGGCGCGGCCGUGCCCGCCUCCAGUCGCAAGUAUCUGGACGGGAACGAGCUCAGCUUGGCCGACUGCAACCUCCUCCCCAAGCUCCAUAUCAUCAAGGUGGUGGCCAAGAAGUACCGCAACUUUGAGUUCCCCCCGGAGCUGAGCGGGCUCUGGAGGUACCUGAACAACGCCUACGCCCGCGACGAGUUCACCAACACGUGUCCGGCGGACCGGGAGAUCGAGUUCGCCUACCUGGACGUCGCCAAGAGGACCAAGUGAGGGGACCGACGCCGUGACCGGUCGGCUCGGGGUAGGCCAGGGCGGGAGCCCAUCUCGCAUCCCCCCCCAACACCGUGCCAGUCCGGGGACAGCCCAACGGAGCCGGUUCUGCCCGCAGCCCCCGUCGAAACCAAGAGUCCUAACGAGGGCGCGCCUUAAACGUUUCCCGUGUGACAGGCACCAGACUGAGUGCGGCGGGGGUAAAUAGAAGCAAAACUAAUUAAGGUUAGACUGUGUCCAACCUCAGCCCCCAUUUUACAGAAGAGGGAGCGGCGGAGCCGGGAUCAGAACCCACGGGCCUGUGCUGUAGCCACUAGGCCAGGCUGCUCCUCAACGGAAAGGAGACGUAAUUCCCAGAUGGGGCCAGGAAUCAGGGAUUUCCUAAACGCAGCCCACCCGGGUCCUGUGGUCUUUGUCUUUAGGAGCGAGAUAAGUCAUCUCUUUUAGGUCAUUUUUGAACGUUGCUAAUGGCUCUGUCUUUUCACAGUCUUUCCAUUGUCCAGGUGCCUUACAAAAUAAAAAGAAAUUCCAU